AUGGCCGAGUCGGUGGAGCGGCUGCAGCAGCGGGUUGAGGAGCUGGAACGAGAACUCGCCCGGGAGAGAAGCCGGCAGGUCGUGGGCGGCCGGACCCGCAUCGAGAAGAUGAGCGCCGAGGUGGUGGACUCCAAUCCCUACAGCCGUCUGAUGGCCCUGAAACGGAUGGGAAUUGUCAGUGACUAUGAGAAAAUCCGUACUUACGCUGUAGCCAUAGUGGGUGUUGGUGGAGUUGGUAGUGUGACUGCUGAAAUGCUGACAAGAUGUGGCAUUGGUAAGUUACUGCUCUUUGACUAUGACAAGGUGGAGCUGGCCAACAUGAAUCGACUCUUCUUCCAGCCUCAUCAAGCAGGACUGAGUAAAGUGCAAGCAGCCGAGAACACGCUGAGGAGCAUUAACCCUGAUGUUCUGUUUGAAGUUCACAACUACAACAUCACCACAGUGGACCACUUCGAACAUUUCAUGAGUAGAAUAAGCAAUGGUGGAUUAGAAGAAGGGAAGGCUGUUGACCUGGUUCUUAGCUGUGUGGACAACUUUGAAGCUCGGAUGGCAAUAAACACAGCUUGUAAUGAACUUGGUCAGACAUGGAUGGAAUCUGGGGUCAGUGAAAAUGCAGUUUCCGGGCACAUCCAGCUCAUGAUCCCUGGAGAGUCGGCUUGUUUCGCGUGUGCGCCACCGCUCGUAGUUGCUUCAAACAUUGAUGAGAAGACCCUGAAACGAGAAGGCGUCUGCGCGGCCAGUCUCCCCACCACCAUGGGAGUAGUUGCAGGGAUCUUGGUACAGAACGUAUUAAAGUUUCUGUUACGCUUUGGCACCGUCAGUUUCUACCUUGGAUACAAUGCAAUGCAGGACUUUUUCCCGACCAUGUCCAUGAAGCCAAACCCUCAGUGUGAUGACAGGAACUGCAGGAAGCAGCAAGAAGAAUACAAGAAGAAGGCCACGACACUGCCCCCACCGGAGGCCGCGCCCACGGAGGACGAGGAGAUCGUACACGAGGACAAUGAGUGGGGUAUUGAGCUGGUGUCUGAGGUUUCAGAAGAGGAACUGAAGGACUCUUCAGGUCCCAUUCCCGUCUUACCUGAAGGAAUUACAGUGGCAUACACAGUCCCAAAGAAGCAGGAGGAUUCUGCUUCUGAAGUAACAGUGGAAGAUUCUGGUGAAAGCUUGGAAGAUCUCAUGGCCAAGAUGAAGAACAUGUAGACAGUGGACUGGCAUUUGUUUUAUUUUCUGUGCUCAUUCUAUUCCCUUGGAAUUAUAAAAAGAAUCAGAACUAAUAAACCUAGGGCCGCCUUAACUGGCAUGUGAAUCUUCA
Messenger RNA from Peromyscus leucopus (white-footed mouse), 1312 nucleotides. RefSeq names its product ubiquitin like modifier activating enzyme 5 (gene Uba5). Gene Ontology annotation, biological process: protein ufmylation. Gene Ontology annotation, cellular component: cytoplasm; cytosol. Gene Ontology annotation, molecular function: UFM1 activating enzyme activity. Lineage: Eukaryota; Metazoa; Chordata; Mammalia; Rodentia; Cricetidae. The transcript is spliced from 12 exons. The record is from RefSeq and is a predicted model, not a curated record. The coding region runs from base 1 to 1200 and encodes 399 amino acids.